AAAGCGAAAUUGCGAGGCGGAAAACGAAACUGCAUUAGCAACCACUAACAUAACCAGUGCUAACGUUUUAUGGAAGCGUGGUAUAUAUUUAUUUAUGUGAAACAGUAGAAUGCUCGAAGUCUUUUGUUGAGGUCUUCGACAAAAAAGUAAAUAGGUCCGUCCAGGGAGUGCAGCAUGAACAAAAUCAACUUGGAGGAGCUGACCAGCGAUGCUGGACUUCUGUUUGAAGUAGAUAAAGAAGAAAAUACAUACCCAGCAGAGGACAACAUCACUGAAGACGCAUUCGACCUUGUCUACUCCAGACUGGACACGCAGAUAGCAUGCCUGAACUUUGAUCAGCUCAUGAAAACCAUGCAGGAUAUAUCUGGCAGCGGAGGUGUUUACAAGGAGAUAAAGCACCCAGGAUAUGGGCCUAUGAUCACAGAAAAUUCGGUGGUUGAAGUCCAUUACGCUGGUUUCUUUGAAUACCGUGAUGAACCAUUCGAUUCUAGUCGUCUCCGGGAGGAAACCUUCAAAUACCGUGUUGGGUCAGGCAAAGCCAUUCCUGGCUGGGAAAUUGCGUUGUUGACCAUGAAGAAAGGAGAAAUAUCCUGGUUUUUAAUCCAACCUGAAUAUGGUUUUCAAGAAACCGGCUGUCCACCAAGAGUACCUCGAAAUGCCACAGCAUUGUUUGAAAUUGAAAUUUUGUCCAUUUCUGAUCGCGUGAAUGUGGGAGACUACUUCCUGAUGUCUGAGGAAGAAAGAUAUGCAGUCACAUUUGAGUCCAUCUGCCAACUUGUUGGAACCUACAAGCAGGAAGGUUAUUCAUUCUUCAAACAGAACCAUUUUCAGAAAGCUGUUCAGAAAUACAAUAAGUGCCUGAACCUUUUGGAAAGUGCUCACCUCAAAUCCGACCAAGAUGAAAAACGUUACAAAGAACUCAUGAUUGCCGUCCAACUAAAUAUCGCACUGUGCUGCCUGAAACUCUGCCGUUUCAGCAGAGCCGUGACUUUUUGCCGGAAGGUUCUGCAGCUGGAUCGAUGCAACACUAAAGCUUACUUCAGAUUGGGACAGGCUUUACAUAAGCUUGGAGACUUCUCUGAAGCCCUUCGGAACCUGACAAAAGCACAUAAACUACUCCCUAAGAAUGAAAUUAUCUUGGAGGAAAUUCAGAAUAUCAAAAGUGAUAGAGAGAAAUUUCAACUCGUUGAAUCCAACAUGUACCAAAAAAUGUUUUCGACCCUUGCCAAGGACCAACCAAUCCAGUAUCAGAAGACCAAGAAAACCCAACCAAAUGAAGAAGAAGUCAGUGAAGAAUUCUGUAAGAGUACAAAGGACUAUAUAAGGGACUUCUUGGAAGACAAGGACCAGGCCGAAUGUUCAAUGCCAGCCUUUAAUUUAACAGAUGCAGAAAUGCAGUUUCUCUUGAAAACCAUCGACGACAAGGGUCUGAGAAUAUUACAGACUGAUUCGGGAGAAUGUUCCAGCAUCAAGAUUGUGAAGCCAGACCAGGUUGCAAUCAAAGAAAACCAGACAUUAUUAUCAUAGCUACACCUUGUUGUCAUGACAACAGACAAUCACAACAGCAACACAGAUAAAUUUUAAUUCUUUCUCAAUAUA
Messenger RNA from Octopus sinensis (East Asian common octopus), 1599 nucleotides. Its product is annotated as inactive peptidyl-prolyl cis-trans isomerase FKBP6. The coding region runs from base 175 to 1527 and encodes 450 amino acids. Gene Ontology annotation, molecular function: protein binding; peptidyl-prolyl cis-trans isomerase activity. The transcript is spliced from 14 exons. NCBI's taxonomy places the organism in Eukaryota, Metazoa, Mollusca, Cephalopoda, Octopoda, Octopodidae. The record is from RefSeq and is a predicted model, not a curated record.